GAACACGGCCAGCCCAAGCUCCGGCGAAAACAAGUUUUCGGGCUCAACCCGGACCGACUCGUAUAAGAAUUUACACGCAACGCCAGCGCCAGUCUUCCUGUUUAAGGACGAUAAAUAAAUUUCAGCGUAAGAAAGAAAAAGAAAACAAACAAACAGUUCAAUUGACUACUAAGUAUCCUUCCGAAGUCUACUCAACCACCCCAAUUGCUUACUCUUUUUCCAGCGAAGUAAAAGAAUGGAAGGGGGAGGGCGACCUCAGCCGCCGGACCCCCAGAUGGCGGAGGCAGCUCCGCCGCAGCAACCUGUCUACCAAAAUGCACUUCCUCUAAUGUUUCCCCGGAUGCAAAUUCCCGCCACUCCUAGCUAUGGCGGCAGGUUUACUCAGUAUAACAUUUUCGGCAACAUUUUCGAGGUCACUGCUAAAUAUAAACCCCCUAUUAUGCCCAUCGGUGAAGAUGCUUACGGCACCGUUUGUUCUGCGUUGAAUUCCGAGACAAAUGAAAGCGCCGCAAUAAAGAAGAUAGUGAAUGCGUUUGGCAACAAGGUUGAUGCAAAGAGAACUCUUCGUGAGAUCAAGCUGCUUCGCUACAUGGCCCAUGAGAACGUUGUUGCAAUCAGGGAUGUAAUUCCACCUCCCCAGAGGGAAUGCUUUAAUGAUGUUUAUAUUGUAUAUGAGCUGAUGGACACUGACCUGCAUCAGCUAAUCUGUUGUAACCAAAAGUUCAAUGAAGAGCAUUAUCAGUAUUUCAUCUAUCAAAUCUUACGUGGCCUGAAGUAUAUACACUCUGCAAAUGUUUUACAUAGGGACUUAAAACCUAGCAACCUUCUUGUGAAUGAAAACUGUGACUUGAAAAUAUGUGAUUUUGGACUGGCUCGUGUCAACACUGAAAGUGAUUUUAUGACAGAGUAUGUUAUUACUAGAUGGUACCGUCCUCCAGAAUUGUUGCUAUAUUCUUCGCAAUAUUCUGCAGCCAUUGAUAUGUGGUCAGUGGGUUGCAUUUUUAUGGAACUGUUUAUUCGGAAGCCAUUAUUUCCAGGAAGGGAUCAUUUGCAUCAGGUGCGAUUGCUGCUGGAGCUGCUUGGUACUCCAUCAGAGGCUGAAAUGGAAUAUUUGAAUGAAAAUGCUAAGAGAUACAUUCAACAACUUCCUAACUACCCCGGACAAUCUUUCUCUGAGAAGUUCCCAAAUGUCCAUCCUUUAGCUAUUGAUCUUGCGCAAAAGAUGUUAACAUUUGAUCCUAAACAAAGGAUUACUGUUGAGGAGGCCCUUGCUCACCCCUAUCUAACGACACUGCAUGACAUAAGCGAUGAGCCUGUUUGCAUGAUCCCCUUUACCUUUGACUUUGAGCAGCAUGCUUUAACCAUGGCGCAGAUGAAGGAGUUGGUAUAUGAAGAGGCACUUGCAUUCAACCCAGACUAUUCAUUGCAGUAAUGAGUUGUUUACUCGACAUGCCAUUUAUUAAUUGCGGCUUUGAUGGGCGUGGUGAAAAUUGGUGAUUGAUUUCUUCCUGUACAUACAUGUUCUUUCCAGAAGAGGAUAGGAAACGAAAACUUACUGUUGCAUUGGUGUUUGUAUAGGCCGUCUUGAUUUCACUCCUAAUCUCUUGGAUUGAUGUUCUUCUUUGUAACAUUCACUCAGUAUCAUGAGUUACAAUUUGUAAAUGGAAGAUGCUGAAGAUUUUGCUUUC
Messenger RNA from Gossypium raimondii (Peruvian cotton), 1688 nucleotides. RefSeq names its product mitogen-activated protein kinase homolog MMK1. Gene Ontology annotation, cellular component: nucleus; cytoplasm. Gene Ontology annotation, biological process: intracellular signal transduction; protein phosphorylation. The record is from RefSeq and is a predicted model, not a curated record. Bases 236 to 1432 code for a protein of 398 amino acids. The transcript has 6 exons. NCBI's taxonomy places the organism in Eukaryota, Viridiplantae, Streptophyta, Magnoliopsida, Malvales, Malvaceae. Gene Ontology annotation, molecular function: MAP kinase activity; ATP binding.